Messenger RNA from Rotaria sp. Silwood2, 1836 nucleotides. The record is from the annotation of a GenBank genome assembly. Lineage: Eukaryota; Metazoa; Rotifera; Eurotatoria; Philodinida; Philodinidae.
AUGUCCUUAGAAACUCAACGACGAUUAAUAUUAUCUGAAUGGCGAAUAGUUUUAGUGAGUCAAACAUCAUAUCCUCUUAUGUAUAGAAUUGCACGAGCACCACAAUCUGAAGAAGAAUUACAAUGGUUUUCAGCAAAAUAUGCUAUAGUUAAAAUUCCAUUAGGUAAUCGAGUUAUUACCAAAUGGCAAGAGCAAGUACGUCCAAUAGAGGAUGGCAAUGAUCAAUGGUAUGUCGUUCGUGAAUGGACUGAAGCAGAAAUGAGUCGUGAUUAUAGCAAAGCCAAAGACAAUACAGAGAGGGAAACUACUGCAACUUGUGUGAAAGAUCGUACUCAAAUUCAACGAAUUCUUUCACAAGUUGGUUUAAAUCCACGUGAUUUUAUCUUCAGUCCAUCACCAGAAGAUAACUCAUCACAAGAACCACCAUCAAACCAUACAUCAGCUUUUUCUACUUAUCCUUCACAAGAAACACAGGACAAUCAGUACCGCUUACGACCUCAAUCACAAUCGUUCUUAUCGUCAGGUCGACCACUUUCAUACGUACAACAACCUCCACCUCCGCCACCACCACAACCUCCCACAAAUCAAUUACCUCCAGUCGCAAAAGAACAAUUUCCUUCAACAUCACAAACAUCGAAUAAACAACAGCUAGGUCCACCACCACCACCACCACCAUCUCAAAUAUUCACAUCACUUUUCAACCGCGGUACAUCUGAUACACAAAAUACAACUUCACAAGCGCCAGACGACAUGAAUCAUCACGCUUUUUCACCACGACGAUUACCUCCUUCACCACCUCCACACUUUAGUUCGCAUCCUUGUGACUCGAACUUAACAGCCGAACAUUAUUUACGUGAAAUUAAUUCACAAGAAUGUCCACCUGUUAAAGUUGUUAAACCAAAUAAACAAAAUGUUGUCUAUAAAAAAGAAAUUCGUAUUCGUUAUUUACAACCACCAACACCACCACCACCCGCACCAAUUGUUAUCCGUGAAAAACGUAUACCACCUGCUCCACCUCAAUCUCCACUUCUUAUUCGUGAACGAAAACCAGAGGCACGUACACCACCACCAUUAACUAUUCGUGAACGUCCACCAACACCACCUCCGCCACUUGAACCUUGUAUUAUUGAUAAAAAUAUACCACCACCACCACCUCAACCACGUCAAAUUAUUAUUGAGCGUUUACCAACUCCACCACCAAAACCUCGUACAGUUAUAUUUGAAAAAUGGUUACCAUAUAAAAAAGUAAAACGUCCUGUUUUAUUACAAAAGGCUCCACCACCUGAACCUAUUAAACCAACACGUAAUGUUAUUAUUGAAUAUGAACCAUUGAAAGCUUAUACAGUUCGACGUGUUAUCGAAGAAGGUGUAUUUCGUGUUGAUCCACAUGAAUAUACAAGUCAUAAUGCACGAUCGCAUAAUGGUUGUGGUGAUGUACGUAUUGUUGAACGUAUUGAAGAUUUACCACCACCAAGUGAACAUUUAAGACGUGUUUUAAAUGAAUGUGGUCCUUCAAAUUCAUCACAUCAUAUACAUAGUCAUGAUCAUCAUUCUCAUCAUAAUCCAUCUGAACAUAUUCCAUCAUCUGUUCAACAUAUAUUAUCUGGUGGACGAUCAACGUCAAAUAUGGAUCAUUUAACAAAUAUAUCUCGUUCAUCAAGUAUACCAGCUAACAGACAAGAACGUGUUUUAUCAACAGGUUGUGAUUCAUCAAUUGCAAGUCCAACUAUUGUACCACUUCAGCGUUCAAGUUCAAAACAUUCUCAACAUCGAUUACAACAAAAAUAUGCAUCUCAUGAUAGCCCUAUGGAAUCUCAAAUUAAUGACGUUUAUUAA